Rhododendron vialii is the source of this 1003-nucleotide messenger RNA. Its product is annotated as multiple organellar RNA editing factor 8, chloroplastic/mitochondrial-like. The transcript is spliced from 4 exons. Gene Ontology annotation, cellular component: mitochondrion. Gene Ontology annotation, biological process: mitochondrial mRNA modification; cytidine to uridine editing. The record is from RefSeq and is a predicted model, not a curated record. The coding region runs from base 28 to 591 and encodes 187 amino acids. Lineage: Eukaryota; Viridiplantae; Streptophyta; Magnoliopsida; Ericales; Ericaceae.
UACCCACCCGGCACUGAAAAAACCAGAAUGGCGUCUCGGCUCCUAUCUCGUUCUCUACUCAAUGGAGGAAGAAUGGCCCUUUUUCCUUCAGCCUUCGGUCGGUUCUACUCUACGCAUCCCAUCACCAAACCGGAGUUUUCUUCUCCCUCUACUUUCUCACUCCUCGGGACGUUGAUUGGCGCAGCCUCCGCCAACAUCCGCCAAUUCUCUCCGACUGCGGUUACCGCUGUUCGGGGCUGUGCGACUGUCCCAUAUUAUGAAAAACUGGAAGGAUGUGAUUUCGAGCACUGGGAAGUUAUAUUUCGGAGGUUUCAUCGGCAGGUCACAAGGGAUGAGAUCAUUGAUACCUACGUCAAAACGCUAGCUAUGGUUAUGGGAAGUGAGGAUGAAGCUAGGAUGAAAUUCUAUUCAAUUUCGACACAAGACAGUUACUCGGUUGGGGUCCUCGCAUCUGAGGAACUUGCAAAAGAAAUAGAAAAAUUGCCCAGAGUCCUGUGCGUGUGGCCUGAUUUUUAUCUGAUUCCGGAGGAGAAGCACUAUGCUGGUAUGAAAUUGGGAACCUUUUAUCAAUGGACAGGCUGCACUAUUUGACCCAAAGUAUUAUCGCAAUUGGAAGAAAAAACCUGGUUCAGAAACUCCUGCUGCUAUGAUGAAGAGGAAGAGGGAAGAGGCAAAAAGGAUAGGAGAAAAGAAUGCUUCUGCACAAAACUUGGCGUAGGACGGGUACUCGCGCAAUGGAAGGUUAUAACGGGAACGCGUGCGUAAUGGAACAGGAUGAGGCACUGUUGAGGCCAUUAGCGUUAUCUAGUAGUAGCUGGAGUAUUUUCUUUACUAUUGGGCUAUUAGCGUUACCUAGCAGUAGCUAUUUGGGUUUAUUUAGUAGUGUUAUCUAGUAGUUUUGUACAGUUAGUCUAAUUAGUUACCCCCCUAAGAAGCUUCAGGCUGUUUGGAUACUGAAUUUCCUACGAAGGAAAAGGAAAUGAAAAAUGAUUAGAAAGAUUUA